This is a messenger RNA of Rosa chinensis, 2010 nucleotides long. Its product is annotated as L-type lectin-domain containing receptor kinase IX.1. Gene Ontology annotation, molecular function: carbohydrate binding; protein kinase activity; ATP binding. The record is from RefSeq and is a predicted model, not a curated record. NCBI's taxonomy places the organism in Eukaryota, Viridiplantae, Streptophyta, Magnoliopsida, Rosales, Rosaceae. The coding region runs from base 1 to 2010 and encodes 669 amino acids. Gene Ontology annotation, cellular component: plasma membrane. The transcript has a single exon. Gene Ontology annotation, biological process: protein phosphorylation.
AUGGGUGCUCUAGUGGCGCUAGUAUUAUGUAUCUUCUUUCACAAGGGCUUAACAGAAACUCCAUUAACCUUCAAUUUCUCUUCCUUCCUCGGUGAAUAUGACAAUACUGUUAUAUUAACAGAAGGAGAUGCCAACGUUGGUAACCCAUUCCUUCACCUAACAAAAGACAACAUAGGUGAACUAGAAACUAUGAGUGUUGGUCGAGCCUUCUACCGUGAACCCUUCCUCCUUUGGGACUAUGCCACAGAGAAAAUGGCGGAUUUCUCCACAAGUUUUACAUUCGCCAUCAUCAGUACAGACGAGACAGCACCCUCCUGCGGUGCUGGGUUUGUGUUCUUCCUAGCACCAUAUGGAACGAUACUCUACAGCUCAUUAGGAGCUGGAGCCAGUCUUGGCCUCCCCAUCAACAGCACACAGCAAAACGUCACCGUCCCGAAGAGUCAGUACCCAUUUGUGGCAGUGGAGUUUGAUAUCUACCCGAAUAUACUUCCACCCGUAGACGAUCCCCGCUAUCAACACGUUGGCAUCGACGUCAACUCUAUCAGGUCUAGUAAAACCGCUCCUUGGAAUCAUGCUACACUUUCAUCUCAUAACUAUCUUCAAGGAGAUGAAGUCAAUACUGCGUGGGUUAGUUAUAAUUCUACCACGAAGAAUCUUAGUGUGGCCUUCACUAGUUUUGUACAUGAUGACCCGGUGAUUAGUUAUCUUUAUUACGUUGUUGAUCUGAGGCAGUGCUUGCCGGAUGUGGUCAUUGUUGGGUUCUCUGCGGCAACGGGGAAUCAAACUGCAAUGCAUAAGAUCAUCUCUUGGAAUUUUACUUCUACUUCUUUGGAGAUUCCUCCGCCAAUCCCCGCCUACUCUAAUGUAUCAGCAAGACAAGUUGUCUGGUUGAUUAUUGGUGGGUGUAUUUUUAUAGUUGGCGGGUUCGUCUGGUGGAAGGAAAGGGAAACCAGAGAGAGUGAUAGAGAUGGUAUGAUUACUGAUGGGAUCAAAUAUGAAUUGCAAAACGGGUUUGGCCCAAGACAGUUUACAUACAGUGAAUUGGCUCAUUCUACAAGUAAGUUUGCAGAGGGAGAAAAGCUUGGAGAGGGAGGAUUUGGUGGGGUUUAUAGAGGCUUCAUAAAACAGUUGAACUUGUAUAUUGCUGUUAAGAGGAUAUCCAAGGAGUCUAGACAAGGGUUGAAGGAGUAUGCUUCAGAACUAAGGACUAUCAGUCGACUUAGGCAUCGAAAUGUGGUGCAACUCAUUGGUUGGUGCCAUGAAAAAAGAGAACUUUUACUUGUUUACGAGUUAAUGCCCAACAGCAGCUUAGAUUUCCAUCUGUUCAAAGCACAAAGCUUGUUGAUUUGGGAGGUAAGAUACAGAAUUGCUUUAGGCUUGGCCUCCGGACUGUUGUAUCUACACGAAGAAUGGGAACAAUGUGUACUACAUAGGGAUAUUAAGUCCUCUAAUGUGAUGUUGGAUUCAAAUUUCAAUGCCAAACUUGGGGAUUUUGGGUUAGCUCGACUCGUGGACCAUGGAAAACAAUCACAAACAACAGUUCUGGCUGGAACCAUGGGCUACAUGGCUCCAGAAUAUAUAACCACGGGAAAGGCUAGCAGGGAAUCUGAUGUCUAUAGCUUUGGGGUUGUUGCUAUGGAGAUAGCUUGUGGGAGAAAACCCAUCGAUUCCAAGUUUGAAAGUGAUCAAAUCAGCAUGGUGGAAUGGAUUUCUGAGCUUUAUGCAGAAGGAAAAGUUCUCGAAGCGGCCGACCCAAAACUCUGUGGAGAAUUUGAUGAGAAGCAAAUGGAGUGCUUGCUGAUUGUUGGAUUGUGGUGCGCUCACUUCAAUCACAACAUCAGGCCUUCGAUACAAGAAGCUAUCCAAGUGCUUAACUUCAAACUUCCAUUGCCCAUUCUCCCAUCCAAUAUGUCGAUGGCCACCUUUGCGCCUUCAGUUUCAUUCUCAACAUUGUCAAAUGAUACUACUGGUUUUGAAAAAAGUCAAACCAAGUCCACCUUUGUUCACUAA